AUGCAAGCAUCACGCUCAUUACCUGCUCCUUCGCAACAACAGUCGGCCAACAUGAACCCAAGCCAACUAUCCUCUGUCAUGGAUAAAACCCAUACAAUCCACGACUCAGUCCCAUGCCACCACGCCAUCCAAGCUACUUUCCUUUAUCAAAGUAUGAAGAGGGGCAAAGUUUCGACGACGAUAUCUUCGAACUCUCUUCUAGAAGCCCGUCCACUUCCACCUCUGCGACUCUGUAUCCCGGGCCACGAUAGCAACCAAGCACACUCCUUGUUCACUUACAACUACAAUAGCGCCCAGCGGGACUUUCAAGGUCCACAUGAAGAAGAGCAGCACCAGCAUGUGUAUCCACCUGGACCCAGCUCGUCCGUUACGAGUUACACCACUCCCCUCAGCGUCCCACAAAGCAUCUCAGUAGCUGAACCGUCUUCGUCGUUAUCAUACUCACCACAACCUACCUCCCCACUGCACCCACCCGCGUCGAGUUCGACCCUUCCAUGCCAAUCAACGCCUCUGAUCAUGUGUUCUCACCUUCACCGACCACUGUCCCAGGUCGGUCUGGGUGUAUAG
Molecule: messenger RNA, 567 nt
Organism: Laccaria bicolor S238N-H82
Lineage: Eukaryota; Fungi; Basidiomycota; Agaricomycetes; Agaricales; Hydnangiaceae
Exons: 1
Coding region: 1-567 (188 amino acids)
Source: RefSeq, a predicted model, not a curated record